This is a messenger RNA of Euleptes europaea (tarantolino), 932 nucleotides long. It is a transcript of the gene ELOVL2, whose product is annotated as ELOVL fatty acid elongase 2. Gene Ontology annotation, molecular function: fatty acid elongase activity. Gene Ontology annotation, biological process: sphingolipid biosynthetic process; fatty acid elongation, saturated fatty acid; fatty acid elongation, monounsaturated fatty acid. Gene Ontology annotation, cellular component: endoplasmic reticulum membrane; endoplasmic reticulum. Lineage: Eukaryota; Metazoa; Chordata; Lepidosauria; Squamata; Sphaerodactylidae. The transcript has 7 exons. The coding region runs from base 44 to 886 and encodes 280 amino acids. The record is from RefSeq and is a predicted model, not a curated record.
GCUAAAGGCUAUCGACCGAGAAGUAAAUGAGUAUGUGGACUAUAUGUUUGGAUCUAGAGAUCCCAGGGUCCGAGGAUGGCUCAUGCUGGAUUCUUACGUACCUACCUUUCUGCUGACUGUUGCGUAUCUGCUCUUGAUAUGGCUGGGCACCACGUUUAUGAAGAACAGGCCAGCUUUUCCACUCAGGGGUCUCCUUAUUGUAUAUAACCUGGGAGUCACAAUGCUUUCAUUGUACAUGCUUGUAGAGCUAAUUCUUGCCACUUGGGAAGGAGGUUACAACUUGCAGUGUCAGAACCUUAACAGUGCAGGAGAAGCUGACAUUCGGGUGGCCAAGGUGUUGUGGUGGUAUUACUUUUCCAAAGUCAUUGAAUUUGCUGACACUAUUUUCUUUGUGUUACGGAAGAAAAACAGUCAAAUUACUUUCCUUCAUGUUUAUCAUCACGCCACUAUGUUUAACAUCUGGUGGUGCGUCAUGAACUGGAUACCAUGUGGACAAAGUUUCUUUGGACCUACCUUGAACAGUUUUAUUCAUGUCCUCAUGUACUCCUACUACGGUUUGUCUGUGAUUCCAUCCAUGCACAAGUAUUUGUGGUGGAAGAAAUACCUCACACAGGCACAACUGAUUCAGUUCGUGCUCACCAUUACACACACCCUCAGUGCCGUUGUGAAACCAUGUGGCUUUCCAUUUGGUUGUCUGAUCUUCCAGUCCUCUUACAUGACCACGCUGGUCAUUCUGUUCGUUAACUUUUAUGUUAAGACGUAUCGGAAAAGACCUUCAAAGUCUGAUGUGAAAGAUGUCUCUCCAGUGAUGGAAUUCAAGAAUGGGUUCCACAAAGAAUACAUAACGGCAGCUAAUGGCGCUCUGUACAAUAAAAAAGCACAAUAAGUAGUAUAUUUUAAUAAUACAUUGUAGUCUACAAAAUUCCUCCCAG